Molecule: messenger RNA, 655 nt
Organism: Cutaneotrichosporon oleaginosum
Lineage: Eukaryota; Fungi; Basidiomycota; Tremellomycetes; Trichosporonales; Trichosporonaceae
Source: RefSeq, a predicted model, not a curated record
UCUCUCACCAUGUCCGCCGGCGGCCGCCUCCUCCGUCCACUGACCACCCCUCUGCGCUUCCGCGCACCCUUCCUGGCGCGCCCAUCCUCCUCCUCCUCCCAUGCGCAGCCGGUCCGCGACCCCGCGCAUCCGCAUCUCUACUACCACGCGCACGCGAAACACACCGCGCUCUCUUUCCUCCCCACGCCACCGCCGAGCCACUCCUCCACGGCGCUCGGCACGCUGCCCGCCACGCCCGACGCGACGCUCGAGGACUUUCGCGAAAAUCCGCGCUUCCGCGCCGUCCUGCACGCCGCCAUCAAGGACGGGCUGGAGCGCGGCGUCGACCCGCGCAUCGCGUAUGAGGCUGAGAUGCGGCCGGGCGACGGGUAUAUGACGCUCACUGACGAGCGUGCUGUGCCGCCCCAAGGCCGGAUCGGGGAGACCGAGGACCUCAUCGGGAGCGUGUUCGUGCAGGACGGCAAGAUUGUUGCGUCGACGUACGAGGCGCUGCCGAGCUAUCGCCUCGUCACGCCCAACGGUGUGCUCAUCCUCCCCGAGGGUUUGGACAAGCACGUCCUUGCCUACCUUGAAAAGGUGGACGCCGAGGAGCGCGGCGAGUAGACGACAGGUCGCGAUCCGAUGUGUUCCCAUCUGCAUUAUACCUUCACCAGUC